Messenger RNA from Rotaria socialis, 1275 nucleotides. The record is from the annotation of a GenBank genome assembly. NCBI's taxonomy places the organism in Eukaryota, Metazoa, Rotifera, Eurotatoria, Philodinida, Philodinidae.
AUGGCUCGUGUGAUUACUAAUAACAAUGGUAAUACAUCGUCAUCAACUAAAACAGCAUUUAUUGAUCGAUUAUCACAUUCAGUUAUUAAGGAAACAUCAAAAACUUUAAAACAUUAUAUUGAUGUGAAACGCCGUGAAAAUGAUUUUAUUCUCAAUCCAAAUUCCUCAGCAUGUGAUUCUAUACCACUUAAAGCACGAUUUAUGUAUGGAACAACAAAAGAAUAUCCACCACUCUAUGGCUCUUAUCACUCAGAUAACGAUCUCAAAAUUUAUUUACGCAGUUUUCAAAAACAACAAAAACAACAUAAUACAUCAUUACCUAGUGCUGAAAAACAAUUGUGUCGUGAUGAACUAAAUUUUCAUAUGCGUUCAUCUGAACAUUCACCGAGAGAAAAUCAAAAAUUCUCUGAACUUCGUUUAAGACCAUCAGUACGAUCAAAUUCAUCGUGUAGUCUAACAUCAAGUGCUGAUUUUCAAAAACGAAAUUCAAAAUCUGCAUCGAAAUUUUCACGUCAUCGACAAGAUCACUUAAUUGAUAAUGCAGCAAAUAUUCUUGCAUCUAUGAUUCAAACACGACGAUCAAUUUAUGAAAAACAAUUCUUAUCACAACAAACCCCAGCAAAUUAUGAUUCACGUAAUGCCAAUCCUUCGCCUCGUCAAGCAGAUGAUCAAUUUAAUACACAGCAAGUGCUACCAUCUUCAAAUAAUGCAUCAGCAAGUGUAAAGCUUCCAACUGUUACGCAAGAACCUAAAAAAGCAAAACGUAAAACUAGAAAUGAACUGGCAAAAGCAACAUAUAUUAUGCACAAAGCAAAACCUAUUACUAAAGGCAUUUUAUGUGAUUAUCAAAUAUCAGUUACAACAGGAAAUUGUAAUGGUGCCUCAACAGAUGCACCUAUUCGUGUAAAACUGUACGGAACACAUGGAUAUACUGAUUUCGAUGAUCUUGUCGAUUCCGAAACACAUCGUGUACCAUUUUUAAAAUGUCAAACAGAUGUAUUUACUAUUCGAAAAUAUCAUGUUGGAAAAUUAGCUGGAAUUACUAUUGGGCAUGAUCAAAAAGACAUAAAAUCUGGUUGGUUUUUAUAUAAAGUAUCUAUUAAAGAUCCAAUACGUAGUAUAACUUAUGAUAUUCUGUGCAAUGCUUGGCUAUCGAGUAAAUCAACGGAUCAAAAGACAAUACGUGAUUUCGAAGUUACUUCAGUGAUACUACCCAAAACAAAUAGUUAUGCGUACGGUAUGAAAAAUAUUAAAUCAAUUUUUCUAAGAUUUUAA